Anthostomella pinea is the source of this 324-nucleotide messenger RNA. Lineage: Eukaryota; Fungi; Ascomycota; Sordariomycetes; Xylariales; Xylariaceae. The record is from the annotation of a GenBank genome assembly.
AUGAAGGUCAAGAUCAAGAAGUGGAACGCGGUCGCGACUUGGAGAUGGGACCUCCCUGAGGACGAUGUCUGCGGUAUCUGUCAAGUCCACUUUGACGGUACAUGCCCGACCUGCAAAUUUCCCGGAGACGACUGCAGCCUCCUGUCGGGCAAGUGUGGACACAACUUCCACAUGCAUUGCAUCAUGGAGUGGAUCAAGCAGGACUCAGCCAAGGGACAGUGCCCUAUGUGCCGACAGAAGUUCGAGUGGGGAGGAGAGAAUGGUGCAGCGCCGCAGCAGGAGGGUGAUGAACAGUUAGAGAUUCUGGCAGACGAGCCGCAGUGA